Messenger RNA from Lacerta agilis (Sand lizard), 1396 nucleotides. It is a transcript of the gene UMAD1, whose product is annotated as UBAP1-MVB12-associated (UMA) domain containing 1. The record is from RefSeq and is a predicted model, not a curated record. The transcript has 5 exons. Bases 267 to 656 code for a protein of 129 amino acids. Lineage: Eukaryota; Metazoa; Chordata; Lepidosauria; Squamata; Lacertidae.
GCAUGCGCGCGCCAGCUAACUGGACUGUGAUUUUCCUCAGCCGACGAGGUUACUUCAGUUCAUCCGCCGGGAGGUGUCCCUCGUGAACCCGGAAGCGGAGGUUGUUGUGCAAAAGAGGCUGCCGGAGGUGCGUAUCCAAGACAGGCAGCCUAGUGUAUAAAAGAAGGGCAUCUUUGCAGUUCAAGAAUAGUACCUCCUAGUCAAGCAUUUGGAAGGAAGUCAAUGCUUGGAGCUGCUGAAGGUGAAAAGACUUGUAUUUCAAAAAGAUGUUCAACUUCUUCCGAAAAAACCAAGAUACCAAGAAGGUAUUGGUGACAGAAAAAGAAGCAGAUGGAUUUGUUUUUCUCGGCAAUACUGUGAAUGAAGAAAGCAAUGAGUCUUCAGGACCUGAGGGUGACCAGACUACACAGACAAAUUCAGAGAAUCAACCAAAGUUGACUGAGGUGGGGACAGAGAAAAAUCAGAACAUGGAAAGCCAAUCUUCUAUGUUGGAACUUCUCAGUGAUGUACCUUUCACCCUUGCGCCACAUGUCCUGGCAGCGCAAGACGCAUGCAAUGACUUCCCCCGACCGUUGCUCUCCUAUGAUGUCAAUGACAACCUAACAAGAUUUUGGUAUGAUUUUACGCUUGAAAAUUCUGUGCUGUGUGAAUCGUAGUUGUUGAAUCACUCAAUUUAAGCAUGUACCUUGGUCACUUGAUGUAAAAUACUGAGGUGUCAUGUGCUACGUAGCUCAACUACUUUGUGACACAAUCUGAGUCAUUGUCUGGUUAAGCAUUGACAUUUUCCAUCCUCUGUGAUGUCCCUACUCUGCCAAAGCUGGCAAUUCCGUUAUAAUCUAUAGCUUGAACUCCUCCAGCAGAGUUUUCUUUUAAAUCCAGAUAAACUGUCCACGUGUUUACAUUAGUUCAGGGCUUACAUAUUACAAGAGCACUUUGAUUUAAUAAAUGGGUAAGAAGUACAUGAUAGUGAAUAAACUGGCUCAUUUUGGGAGAACAGCCUUUAAGUUCUCUAAUGUUAGGCACAACUUUGUAGAAAUGUUGAACAGUGCCAGAUUCUAUUUUACCCCUUUUAUGAAAUACAGAAUUGUCUGCAUGCACAGCUCAGAAUGGGUUGCUGGUGUAGUUUUUGGGGUUUUCAUACUAUAUUUCCUUGGGACUCAGCAGUUUUUCAUUUGCUGUUUGUUUUCAUCAGCACAUAUGUUUCUGGUUUAUAUCUUGAUCAGCUUUUCCAUUGCAAACCUCUCUACCCACUAGAGAGUGAAAUCUGGGUAUGUGUUUUUGCACGCACGCACACGCACACACACACACACACACACACACACACACACAAGUUUACCACUGAUCCUAUAAUUUAUAUGGGUCAAAUGUAAAAUUGAUGGGUUGAAGUAUUGGAAAA